AUGUCCGACCUGGAAGCGGCCUUGGAGUCCUUGCAACUGGCCACGUUCCUGCCGAAAUUGCGCCAGCUGGGUGUAGACAACCUCAGUCAGGUGGCGGACCUUCUCACUUCAGAUCUGGCAGAAGUGGGUUUAACUCGAGUCCAGACCCGGCAGUUACAAAAACUCGCACGGGAGAGAGGAGUCGGAGUGAAUUCCGACCCGAAGGAGAGCCCCAACAGUAGCGAUGACACACCUGGAGCUCCAGAGCUUCCCUUUCGCCCAGCUCCUCGGGCACAAGGCCCCUUUCAGAUGUCACCGCGUGGAAGGCCUUCAGACGCCGAGGAUGCAAAUGAGGCUCAGGAAGUCCACAUUUACAAACCUGCACUGGAAGGGUCCCCACAGAUGACUGAGAUGAAUGCACAAGAGAAGCUGCUUUUGAAGCAGCUGGGUCAAAGGUUUCAGCUGGCCUCAGAGCGCAAAGCCGCGGCCAUCGUUUGGGAUGCACCUGCCAUGAGACACUUGAAUGGCGAGGCUUUGGAGAUCUUGGAUCCGGAACAUGAGCUUUCCGAGGGUCUCAGUGCCAAUCCACUCGCUUCAACCUCUGCAGUUGUACCAAUUGUGCCCAACUCGCCUGAAGAGGUACCAGCCACAUUCUAUCGACUCGACUUUGGUGAUUCCCCAUCGGUUCAGCAACAAAUGCCAGAGGCCUUGCGGAAGCGCCUCGAGAAUCGCAAGGAACAACGAGAGAGAGAGCAGAAGAAGUCCGAGAAGGUGGACAAGAAGACUGAAAGCGCCAGCGGCAGCACCCCCUCAGGGCGUCGACCACGUCCGGGCGAAGAGGCCAUCGUGCCGCUGGUGCCGACGUUACCCCUGGAGACUUCACCCACAAAGCGCAGCAGCAGCAUUGGGGGCACGAGCCGGCGUGCAAGCUACCGGGAAGACAAGCACGAGCGUCACGAGAAGAAAUCCAAAGAGAAGAGCGAGGAAGGUGGACGGCAAAUGUUCGACAAGAACACCUUGCGAAUGAUGCAUCGAGAACUUUUUCAGGGAGCCAUUGGACGCUAUCAGCAGCGGAUGCUCCAGUGGGUGGACAGAGGCCCAAGCGCCCUCACCGCGAGAACGCCACGGCGUCGUGCAAGAUCAGUGCAGGUCUUUGUGCGCGUGAGACCCAUUUUCGAUAGAGACAUGGAGAAGGGGGACUUUGAUGUGAUCUCAGUGGUCCCUGGGCACUUGGUCUUGCACAGCUGCCACUUCGAGGCGGACCUCAAGUCCCCCUUCAUCAGCCACCACUCCUUUCAGUUUGACCACGUGUUCGGGCACACAGCCAGCAACAAGCGAGUCUACAAACACGCGGCCGCGGAAAUCGUGCAAGUCGCAUGCGAGGGCGGCAUCGGCACCAUUUUUAUGUUUGGACAAACUGGCAGCGGCAAGACGCAUACGAUGUGUGCCAUUGAAGAGAUGGCCACGCUCGAGGUCUUUGCCAACAUCUCUCCAGAGGAUAGUGAUGACCCUGUGAUUGGAAUCCAAUUUCUGGAGCUACGGGGCGACAAGUGCUUCGACCUCCUUGCAAAUACGAAAGGCCGAGAUUUUCCGGAGCUCCGCCUCCGCGAGCACGGUGGCACCUAUCGAGCCGAAGGUGCUAUGGAGCUCUAUCCUCGAGACAACGAAGACAUGCGCGUGGUGCUUGAAACGGGGCAUGCGAGGCGAAAAACCUCAGCAACCGGAGCCAAUGCCGUCAGCUCCCGCAGCCAUGCUGUUUGCAUCAUUCGCCUCUUUCAAACUGCGGGCAUGCUGGUCUUAGUCGACUGUGCUGGCAGUGAGCGGAAGAAGGACUCAAUGUACCACACCAAGGAGAGACAGCAGGAGAGCGCUGAAAUUAAUACCUCGCUUUCAUCCCUCAAAGAUUGUAUUCGGGCACUCUCCUCUCAACAGAAGGUGCCGUCGCACGUUUAUCGAACCUCUUCCUUGACCAAAGUUCUGGCUGAUGCUUUCAUUUGUGGUGACAGAGGGAGGCUGGCUGUGAUCUGCACUGCCUCCCCUUGCGCCACAGACACGGAGCAUAGCAUCAGUACCUUGCGAUUGGGUGCUGCCUUGGCGGGCUUCAGCGAUACCGAAGAGAAGGAGCCACUGGUUGACCUUCUCCGGGAGCAUCGUGGUCAGCCUGAAGUCCACCCGAGCCAAUGGAAUCCGGAACAGGUGAGGGCCUGGAUUGCAGAACUGAAGGGUGACUUUGCGGAGGUGCUGAAUGGCCUGCCAAGCAACACGACUGGGCAGAUGCUGGUUCGCUUCACCGAAUCCCGAUGUGUGCAACUGU
Durusdinium trenchii is the source of this 2293-nucleotide messenger RNA. NCBI's taxonomy places the organism in Eukaryota, Dinophyceae, Suessiales, Symbiodiniaceae. The record is from the annotation of a GenBank genome assembly.